This is a messenger RNA of Carassius auratus (goldfish), 564 nucleotides long. RefSeq names its product SH3 domain-binding protein 5-like. Gene Ontology annotation, biological process: intracellular signal transduction. NCBI's taxonomy places the organism in Eukaryota, Metazoa, Chordata, Actinopteri, Cypriniformes, Cyprinidae. Bases 253 to 564 code for a protein of 103 amino acids. Gene Ontology annotation, cellular component: cytoplasm. Gene Ontology annotation, molecular function: protein kinase inhibitor activity. The transcript is spliced from 3 exons. The record is from RefSeq and is a predicted model, not a curated record.
AUCUCCGCCGAGCUUCUCUUUCUCCAGUCUGCGCUGUGUUGUGUUGUGUGAGUGUGAGAGUUUGUGUCUCGGCAGAUUAAGUAGCCUGUUUUUGUCUCUUUGGGAUAUGAGAAAAGAUCGUACGCUUUUCUUUUAAACGUGUAUUCUGGAUGUACCUACUAAUGGAUUGAGCGCGGAUCAUCCGAGCCCGUUAUCCCGGACAGAGACCCGCUUUGUUCGGCCAGUAAUAGACGAAUCACGUCUGCUAUCGAAAUGAACGACACGGAGAAAGAUAACAAGUCUGAUGAAGACUCGGAAUCUCUGGAGGCAGAGGAGGUUGAUCCGAGGAUUCAGGGUGAACUGGAGAAACUGAAUCAGUCUACAGAUAACAUCAACCGAUGGGAGACAGAACUGGAGGACUCUCGACAGAAGUUUCGUGCCAUCCUAGCGGAGGCCACGGUCAAACUGGAGGAGCAGGUCAAGAAGAUCGGGAAAGCCGUGGAAGAGUCCAAACCGUACUGGGAGGCCAGAAGAGCGGCGCGUCAGGUGAGCUUCAAUCCUCGUCCAUGUUCAGUUUGUUCAUAG